AUGUCCCCCCUGCAGUGUCCCCAGCAAUGUCCUCCGGCGGAUGCCGGCAUCCAUCUUCCAGGUUCCGUUCUCUGCGACGUCGGGACAUACGGGGGACGGAACGGCGGGAAAUUUGAAAUAAAAUCACAUAGUAUAACAUUCCUGUAUCAAACCAUUUCACAUACAUUUUGUCCCGAGUGCUUUGUCCGGCGCCCUGCCUGCAUUUUUACUGUUCUUUCUGCCUGGAAACUGAGAAACGUCCAUGGCGUCCAAAAAGCGUCCCUUUACGUCAAAAGCGGUUUUAGACCGGCUAGAGAACAGCGAUAGUAAAUCAGAACCACUUGCAGAAUUGA
Messenger RNA from Staurois parvus, 332 nucleotides. The record is from the annotation of a GenBank genome assembly. Lineage: Eukaryota; Metazoa; Chordata; Amphibia; Anura; Ranidae.